Molecule: messenger RNA, 843 nt
Organism: Sporothrix brasiliensis 5110
Lineage: Eukaryota; Fungi; Ascomycota; Sordariomycetes; Ophiostomatales; Ophiostomataceae
Product: glycoside hydrolase
Exons: 1
Coding region: 1-843 (280 amino acids)
Biological process (GO): carbohydrate metabolic process
Molecular function (GO): hydrolase activity, hydrolyzing O-glycosyl compounds
Source: RefSeq, a predicted model, not a curated record
AUGCAGGUACACUCGAUGCUCACGUCGGUGCUGUUGCUGGCGUACGGCGGCCACGCAGCAAGCACUCCGGCGCAGUCUCUAUCGGUGAUGGCGGACGCAACCACCAACGACAUGUCCGCCGCCCCCACGACGACCAUCAUCUCCAGAGACUCCUUCAGCUCGCAGUCUGCGUUUGACGCCGUCUGGGACUACAACUACCCGUGGGGCACCGACCACAACGGCGCCGCGCGCAUGGACAAGGGCCAGAGCCGCCUCGACCCGGCCGCCGACGCAAACACGCUCACCAUGACGGCCAAGCGCGUCGCCGACGGCAGCCAGAAGCCCGCCAGCCACGGUGGCAAGUCCAUUCCGAUCCACUAUCUGUCGGGCACCGUCCACGCGCGGCAGCACAUUACCGUCGCCAAGGGGACGACCGUCGAGCUGGCCGGCGACUUCCGCGCGCCCGUCGCGCGGGGCACAUGGCCGGCCUUUUGGCUGACGGCCGUCGACGGGUGGCCGCCCGAGGUGGACCUGGCCGAGUGGAAGGGCAGCGGCAAGAUCUCGUUCAACACGUUCAACACGUCGAGCCAGGUGGCGGCCAAGGACGUGGCGUACCCCAGCCCCGGCGCCUUUCACGCGGUGCGGUGCGUGCUGUGGGACGCCAACGGCCGCGACGUGGGCGUGCGGUUCUACAUGGACGGCCAGCUGGUGACCACGCAAGUCGGUCGGGGCUUCACCGGCAAGGCGCUGUACCUGAUUCUGGACCUGCAGAUGGAGGGCUCGUCGGGGUCGCCCGGGCCGUCGUCAGACACCGAAUUCGUUGCACGCGGCGUGUCCGUCAUUUCGUACAAGACAGAAAAGUAA